Messenger RNA from Pecten maximus, 2403 nucleotides. RefSeq lists its product as uncharacterized. The record is from RefSeq and is a predicted model, not a curated record. Bases 364 to 2010 code for a protein of 548 amino acids. NCBI's taxonomy places the organism in Eukaryota, Metazoa, Mollusca, Bivalvia, Pectinida, Pectinidae. The transcript is spliced from 6 exons.
ACGGCUACUGAGGCUGGGAUACUUGUGUAAUACCAUCCUCUACACACUCCGGCCUUAUCUCUAAAAAGUGUGAACGGAAAUGAUGCCGUCCCUGUUUACAGUCGAGCUUCAGUACUUGUGCGGCAAUGGUCGAGUUGUCCGGACUGAUAUUUGACAGUGGAGCUCCGUAUGUUUACAAUGUCCACUCACAUUUAGGGGACGUGUGUGUGUCGUCAUAGAGACAGGGACGUAUUCCUUUAUGGAUAUCUUUAUUUCGAUUUCGAUGUAAUGUAGUGUUUAUAGACUGGACUAUUCCGAUAACAGCGGGCACCUGUUUGUGAUUAUCUGUGGAUUAAUUACCAGGGCGAUUUACACAGUUACAAUAUGGAUAGAAAACCCCCUCGGCCGCGAACUCUGGCGCUCACGCCUCCAUCUGGCAAAAAACAAGUAAAAGUUUCCCGUCAAAGAAAGGCCGCUUCUUGGGUGUCCAAGAACGAGAAACAACACGACCUUCGCUAUCUUGCCAAUGACAUCAAAAGUAUCAUCCAGGGGAUUUCAUUCGAGAAAUCCACCGAGCCAACCACGGGAAUCAACGACGGAAUUCUGAGACGAGCUGCGUACAUUGGCGUCCGACGGAGUGCUACGUCUGACGACAGUCGGCGAUCGUCGUCUCGUCGUAGUGAUGUCGUGUCGUCCUUUUACCGCGAGCGACAAGAUCGGGAUCAUCUUACACGCGAGUCCAUGCACAUUGCACGACGGGCAGCACUUCAGGAUGUUUAUAACGAGGAACGCGGGGAACUGGCCAAGGGUUCGACUCUCAAAAGGAUUUCAUGUCCCUGGGAUAUGUAUUACGAUAAAGACCGGGACGAGAGUCGCUCCCUGCAGAUGAUGGCCAAAGAACUUCGCCAUGUACAAGAUGUGCGCGAAAAGGAGGUUCGCGACCUGCUGGCUCUGAACACCAAGCUCCAGGACGACCUGUUCGAAUCCGACCAGGAGGUAUGCGCCCUACAGGAGACUAACGCCGGACUGGAGGGUCGUCUGGACGAUAUGCUACAGGUGUACGAAAGAAUCAAAGCCAACCUCAAGCGUUGUCUCGCAAAGGUCAAGGACCUCGAGAAACUCGGCAAGCUCUCUGGCAAUUACAGCGAUGAUGAGAUAAUACUGAGAAACGGCAAGGGAGACAAAUCAGAGGUGUCUAGCGUAUCGUCUGGAUUUAACACCCUCUCUGAAUCCGAGAACGUCUCCUUGGGUCCGGGAUACGAAGGUGACGGAGAGGGGUCGAUCUGUGCGGAUAUAAGUCGUCAGCUAGAUGAUGCAAUCAACGGGGCAUCGCCUCUCCCCGGGUUACCAAUGGCAGCUACAUCAGGAAUACAGACGGAUCGCCCUCCCGUACCCCCGGGCACACCCCGUUCCGUUACACCCAGUACUGACCAGUCGCAGUCCGCGGACAAACAGUUUAUAGGCAGACUCCAAGCUGACGUUAACUCCCUUUCAGAGAUUAACUGUGAACAAUCCAAGGAGAUCGAGAGGUUGCGGUCCGAUCUGGUGACAUGCCGAAAGCACAUGAUGACGUCACAGUUCCAAUUAGAGGCUGUCGAGAUAGAGUGUGGGCGACUUUUGUCGAUGGAAGAUCAACUGAUUUCUGUCAUCACCCUGUUAAAGAGGGCGAGGGAACAGCACGUACAUCGCCAGUUGCUAGGCGACAUCAUGAUGGGAGCUAUAGCUGCAGCUGUUGCCCUAGAGGACGACGUGUCUCCAGGAUUGUGCGCGGAGUCGUUCCUAAGGGAGUUACAAGAGCAACUUUCUCUUCACCCUGUCCUCAUGUCUGUAGAACUCCUAGAGGGCGCUAUUGCGUCACGUGCCACUCUGUCCAACGUGGAGAAGGUCUCCCGACAGAACAAAAGCUUGUUGGAGGAUCUCAAAUUCAUCGAUGAUGAAGAUUGUGGACAAUUGAGUGACAACGAUUCAUUUCACAGCCUCGGCAAGCACCUUAACGACCCCGACGACAAAGGGCAAAAUGACUCUGCGUGACUCGGAUGACGUCAAUUAUCAUUUCAAGGCAAUAUACAUACCCGUAUACCUCAGUAACCAUGGCAGUCUAUAAUACCUAGUGACAGAAUACAGUACCUAAGAUACUCAUUCCUUUUUUUAACUUUUAUCUCUACCUCUACCAGAGAUCUAUAUACUAAUUUAGUAUAUAAGUCUCUACCUCUACCUAUGUUUUUAUAGGGUUUAUUUACAUGUUGUCUUUUAGUUUUGUAAUUUUCUGUAAGCUAGAGUAAUCAUCUGGCGUAACUCUGUUGACUACGUUUGCUUCACUUUUAGUUUGACUUAGUUUUUAUCUCACGAAAUAGAAAAAUAUAUCCAAAAUACCAAUACAAAUCACAGGGGCUUGGCACGAUUUUCCAAAUGAUAGUCUAUAUA